This is a messenger RNA of Drosophila novamexicana, 2150 nucleotides long. RefSeq lists its product as uncharacterized. The record is from RefSeq and is a predicted model, not a curated record. Gene Ontology annotation, biological process: positive regulation of ERAD pathway. Bases 101 to 2131 code for a protein of 676 amino acids. The transcript has 3 exons. Lineage: Eukaryota; Metazoa; Arthropoda; Insecta; Diptera; Drosophilidae. Gene Ontology annotation, molecular function: ubiquitin protein ligase activity.
AAUAGGCUCGCGUACGCACAAAACAAAAAAAAAUACAAAUUUUGCAAAGUAAAUAAGUUGAGAAAUCGGGUUACUGUCCAUCUUUUUUUUUUGCCACGCAAUGAACAACGGACCAAACGAUCCUGCUGCUUCGCGCCGUGCCCAGCCAGGAGACAGAAGCGCUGCCAGCGUAGCCAUACCCAUUGACAGCGACGGCGAUGACAAUGAGUCAACGACAGCUGAGCACGAUUACCUGCUGCCUGCGCCGACGCCGUCCUUGUCGCUAGCGACCGCGGCACAGCCCUUAACCGGACCAAAUACCAGCACAAGCAUUAAUCUGGAGCAUGCCAAUCCGCAGCCGGCGCGCAGCAGCAGCAUUGGUGGCGGCCGUCCCUCUGGCAGCAACAUACUGUCCACGCUCCUGGCCCGGCAGCGCUCCUUUACGCCGAUCAGCAGCACGCCUGUGCGUGUGACCACACAGAUGAAUCGCCGCUUGCAGCAGUCCCGCAGCGUGGGCGCCAACAGCGGCAGCUUGGAGGAGCCGCCGGCGCAAGCGGCCGUCUCGUCGGCAGGGAAUGUGCGGCAAUUGGGCUUCUGGCGUGUCAAUCUUAACGAGAUGUUCUCGCUGUCGACGGCACCCUCAACCGAGGCGCUGCGCUCCUUUAUAGCACAUUCCAAUUUUCGCUACCAGCCAACAGCUGGCAAUGUGGUGCCACCAGCAGCGGCAGCCGCCGCCGCCGCCUCUGUGCCCGGCGACAAUACGCACAUAUUGAUAAACCAGAAUCAGCUAGCGAGCCAGAUCGAACCGGAGGCCAGCACCAGCGCGUCGAUACCCUCGCGCAUGGGCGCCUACAGCAGCGCCGGCAUGGGCCGCAGCAUCUCCCUGCGCGAGGGCGAAAUGCAACAGGCGCGCCACAGCCUAAGCGGCCGGCACAAUGCCAGCGUGAUUGGCCUGACAACACCGGCAGCGGCGUGCAUUAAUCCUCCUGCUUACGAUGCGGCACAUCCGGAUGCAGUCACUGUUGCUGGUGGCGCUGCAAAUGCCGCUGCCGCAGCGUCCGAUGGAGCGAGCAGCCCGAAUGCCAAUAUUGGCCAUCAGGCGGCGCACGAGAAUAACGCAGACGAUGAUCACAUCAUCACGGAUAUGGUGGUGCAGGUGCUGAGCCACUUUGUGCGCUAUUUGCCCAUCAUUUGCAUACUGCUGAUCAAGUUCGUGCACGACCAUCUGCUGGGCAUACUCGAUCUCCUGCUGCUGCAGACCAUCAUGUACAAUGUGAAUCGUUCGUUGCGGCAUCAAGUCUCGCGGCUGGCCCAGAAGAACUAUGUGGUGCUGCUGCGUGAUGCCUGCGUGGUGAUCGUCGUGGUUACCCUGCGCAUGUACUUGGCCACAGCGCCGCCGGAUCCCUUGGGCUUAAUUGUGCCGCCGCCCAAGAUCUAUCAAACAGUUGAUGUCUCCACUUCGCACUACAAAACGGAGAACAGCCACACGAAUGGACUCAACGACAGCCCCUCGACCACGUUCCAGUGGAGCGCCGAGCUGGCCAAAAGCUCGGCCAAUGAUACAACUGUGCCAAAGGUCAUUCCGCUGGGCAUGCUGCUCUACUAUGUGGCCAUCAGCGAUCUGCUGCUCAAGCUGCUCACCAUUCUCAUCAAGAUCUGCAUAACCCUGUUGCCCAUGCAUGUGAUACGACUGAAAGUGCGCGCUCGUCUUUAUGUGUUGGUCGAAUACAUAUCGCAAUUCUAUCGCGCACUGGCUCCAAUUACACAGUGGUUCCUGUUUCUGUACGAGUCCUACUCGGGUCUUGAGGUCAUCUCGGGCGGCUUGUUCUCGUCCCUGUAUAUUGGCGCGAAAAUCUUUGAGCUGCUGGAGCGGGGCAAGUCCCUAAAGAAGGCCAUUUCAACAUUUCGACGCAAUAUUGACUCGGAACGGCCGCCCACAAAGGACGAACUAGAUGCCGCCGGCUCCGUGUGUCCCAUUUGCCAUGAUGCGUACAACUCGCCAAUUAUACUGGAGUGCGGUCAUAUAUUCUGUGAUGAGUGCGUACAGACCUGGUUCAAGCGUGAGCAAACGUGUCCCAUGUGCCGCGCCAAGGUCAGCGACGAUCCCGCCUGGCAGGAUGGCAGCACGACCUAUUUCCAUCAGCUCUACUAGGCCGAAUAUCGGCCGGACU